AGGCUACGGCACAGCCCUGGCGCAACCAUGGGGCAGAAGUGCAUGGAGAAGGUGUCCUCCUUCCUCUUCGAGUAUGACACCCCCCGGAUGGUGCUGGUGAGGAACAAGAAGGUGGGACUGACCUUCCGGCUGAUCCAGCUCAUCGUCCUCGCGUACAUCAUCGGGUGGGUUUUCCUCUAUGAGAAGGGGUACCAGUCUCAGGACAGCAUCGUCAGCUCGGUCUCAGUGAAGCUGAAAGGCCUGACGCUGACCAACGAGAGCGUCAUGGGCCCUCACAUCUGGGACGUGGUGGAUUAUGUCUUCCCACCCCAGGGGGACAACUCGUUCGUGGUGAUGACCAACUUCAUUGUCACCCCUGGACAGAAACAAGGAACCUGCCCAGAGCUGCCGGAUGCCGGGCUCUGCUCGAGGGACAGUGACUGCACCAAAGGCAAAUACAGCCGCCAGGGACAAGGGCUCAUGACGGGCAAGUGUGUGCAUUUCAACAGCUCUGUGAAGACCUGUGAGAUCUUUGGCUGGUGCCCUGUUGAAGUCGAUGACCACGUUCCCAGCCCUGCCCUGUUGUCAGAAGCGGAGAAGUUCACCUUGUUCAUCAAGAACAGCAUCACCUUCCCCAGGUUCAAGGUGUCCAGACGCAACUUGGUCGAGAGCGUUACCAAACAGUACCUGAAGAAGUGCACCUAUCACAAAGUCACCGAUUCCUUAUGCCCCGUGUUUGACCUGGGAUACAUAGUGAAGGAGUCGGGUCAGAAUUUUACCUUCCUGGCUGUUAAGGGUGGCGUUGUGGGCAUCACCAUAGACUGGAACUGUGACCUCGACUGGCCCAUCCGGCACUGCAAACCCAUUUACCAGUUCCACGGCCUUUACAAUGAUGACAGUAAUGUUUCACCAGGCUUCAACUUCAGGUAUGCCAAAUACUACAAGGAAAAUGGGGUGGACAAGAGGACGCUCUACAAGGUGUUUGGGAUCCGGUUUGACAUCCUGGUGAAUGGCAAGGCAGGCAAAUUUGACAUCAUCCCCACCAUGACCACCAUUGGCUCCGGAAUUGGUAUUUUUGGAGUGGCCUCUGUCCUCUGCGACCUGCUCCUGCUGCACUUUCUCCAAGGACGCGACUAUUACAAGCAGAAGAAAUUCAAAUACGCAGAACAGGAGCCUUCGAAGUCGCAUAAGAAGGAAAAGGAGCUGGACAACGCACAGUGA
Messenger RNA from Nestor notabilis (Kea), 1200 nucleotides. RefSeq names its product purinergic receptor P2X, ligand-gated ion channel, 1 (gene P2RX1). Gene Ontology annotation, molecular function: ATP binding; purinergic nucleotide receptor activity; extracellularly ATP-gated monoatomic cation channel activity. NCBI's taxonomy places the organism in Eukaryota, Metazoa, Chordata, Aves, Psittaciformes, Psittacidae. The transcript is spliced from 12 exons. Bases 28 to 1200 code for a protein of 390 amino acids. The record is from RefSeq and is a predicted model, not a curated record. Gene Ontology annotation, cellular component: nuclear inner membrane; plasma membrane. Gene Ontology annotation, biological process: response to ATP; monoatomic cation transmembrane transport.